This is a messenger RNA of Lycium ferocissimum, 2100 nucleotides long. RefSeq names its product CBL-interacting protein kinase 18-like. Gene Ontology annotation, molecular function: protein kinase activity; ATP binding. NCBI's taxonomy places the organism in Eukaryota, Viridiplantae, Streptophyta, Magnoliopsida, Solanales, Solanaceae. The record is from RefSeq and is a predicted model, not a curated record. The coding region runs from base 525 to 1865 and encodes 446 amino acids. The transcript has 2 exons. Gene Ontology annotation, biological process: protein phosphorylation; signal transduction.
CAAUUAUUAAUUUACUAUUAACAUAACAAAUAAACAUUAGUACAAAUUAUAAUUAAGUCACAGACUUGUUCAUUUCCUACAAAUACAAAUUCACGAAGUUACACAUUUAUGAACAAAGCUUGUAUUUUUCUCUCAACCUCGGAUCUUCCUUUAAUUCAUUUUAAGGUUCUUUUUCUUUCUUUUAUUUGUAGAGCUCUGCGACAUAUCACUGAAAGCAAUAUAUUUGGGAUGCAGAAAGAUGUGGUUGUGCAACAGCUCUUGGCUCUUACACGCCUCUGAUUUUCCAUCUGCAUUGGGGUUAUUCUGUUUUCUAUAUGAUGAUUUCAAAUUUGCAUCUCAUAGAACAUUUAAGUUCUCGUGCCAGAUGCACAAUGAAGAAACAGUGCUUAAGAAUCCUGUCGUGCUGAAGCAUGGCCUUGUUGCAGACGGUUGAACACUGAAACAAGGCCUCCUGCCCAUAAAAAGAGAAUUAUCGUAUUAGCAGGAGAGUUGUUUAUAGUAUAAAGUAGGGUUGUUGGUUGAAAAUGGAGAAGAAAGGAAAUAUAUUGAUGCAAAAAUAUGAAUUGGGGAGAUUAUUAGGUCAAGGAAACUUUGGUAAGGUUUAUUAUGGAAGGAAUCUGAAAAGCGCACAGAGUGUAGCCAUCAAGGUAAUUGAUAAAGAGAAGGUUCAGAAGGCUGGACUGAUAGAACAGACCAAGCGAGAGAUAUCUGUUAUGGCACUGGUCAAACAUCCACAUGUUGUGCAGCUAUACGAGGUCAUGGCAACUAAGACUAAGAUUUACUUUGUGAUCGAACAUGCCAAAGGCGGCGAGCUUUUCAAAAAACUGGCAAAGGGGAGGCUCAAGGAAGAUGUUGCUAGAAAGUUCUUUCAGCAACUGAUCAGUGCCGUUGAAUUUUGCCACAGCCGAGAUGUUUAUCACCGUGAUCUUAAACCAGAAAAUCUCCUGCUGGAUGAGAAUGGAAACCUAAAGGUGUCAGACUUUGGAUUGAGUGCAUUGGCUGAGUCUAAGCGGCAAGAUGGGUUACUCCACACAACGUGCGGUACACCAGCAUAUGUUGCUCCUGAGGUGAUUGGUAGAAAAGGAUAUGAUGGUGCCAAAGCUGACAUCUGGUCUUGUGGGGUGAUCUUGUUUGUCCUUUUGGCUGGUUAUCUUCCAUUCCAAGACUCAAAUCUUAUGAAUAUGUAUAGGAAGAUAAGCAGGGCGGAGUACAAAUGCCCUAAUUGGUUCCCACUGGAAGUGCGUAAACUUCUCUCUAGGAUCCUCGACCCAAACCCUCAUACAAGGAUUUCGAUAACUAAAAUCAAGGAAAGCUCCUGGUUUAAGAAAGGAUCUGAUUCCAGACAUGUGAGAACCAAACAAGUAGUGAACCAAAAUGUUAUUGGAGAUGGCGAUGCUGUUUCCAGUUCAAAUUUGGACAAUAGUACCUCCUCCUCUGGAUCCGACAGCAAGCUAGAGUUGGCAAAACCUGCAAACAUUAAUGCAUUUGAUAUCAUCUCUCUUUCAAGCGGGUUUGACUUGUCUGGUUUAUUCAUAAGAAAUGAUCAAAAGGAGGAACUGCAAUUCACAUCAGUGAAGCCUGCCCCAGUCAUCAUAUCGAAGCUUGAGGAAGUUGGCAGGAAUCUGAACCUAGAAAUAGCGAAGAAAGAAGGUGGAUUUUUGAGAUUAGAGGGAUUAAAUGGGAGCAGAUAUGGAACUCUGUGCAUUGAUGUGCAAAUAUUUGAAAUUACUGAAUCUUAUUACUUGGUUGAGCUGAGAAGGUCAUGUGGUGAUGCGAUUGAGUACCAAAACAUGUUAACACAAGCUAUCAAACCAGCUCUUGAGGAAAUUGUUUGGGCUUGGCAAGGUGUGCAAUCUCAUCAUUAGUAAGUAGAAUCACUGAAAAAGAGCUUCGGAUUCUCAGAUGCUCACUCUGUCGGUUGAUCAUACUUUGUGUUAGUAUUUAAACUAAUUUUGUCUGUUUGGUGUGCUAGUUCUAAUUGUCAUUUUAACUAUAUAUCAGCCUGUUUUCAGCACCUGUCUAAGAAGCAUAUUACUGUAAACUUCAACUUAUUUCACCAGAGUUGUCUACCCUCUCUAUUACGUUGCUUCAGUUCAUGAA